AUGACGCCGGACGAAAGAAGACCGCUGCUCAACACCGCCAACACACCAGACUACUCCUCAAGUCCCAAGUCACAUGAGCCCCCCGAUGUCAACAAGCUAUCCUACAACAAAGUGGGCUUGAGUGUCAACAGGUUCUGGCUUCUGUUUCCUGAAUGCAUUCGACGGGACCGUUGUUGCGACGCUUCUCGGUCCGAUCUCGUCUUCUUUCAACGCUACGAACAUGGCCUCGUGGCUCGGUACUUCUUAGUAAGUGGAUCUCAGUCAGACGUAGUCGCUGAUAUCAUAGCAUGCUCCACUGGCAACCUUCUCUGUGCUGUUGCGCCAUCUAUGGAAUUCCUUAUCGCUGCAAGAGCCUUAGCAGGCAUGGGAGGAGGCGGUCUAAGUACAAUCGGAAGUACGAUCAUGAGUGAUAUUGUACCAAUUACACAUCGAGGUAUCUACCAAGGUUUCGGAAAUUUGGCAUUUGGAGGUGGGAUGGGCUUGGGAGCGCCGUUAGGUGGUAUCAUCAAUGACUACCUGCACUGGCGUUGGGCUUUUGGCAUUCAGCUGUUCCGACGAAUAGACUUCUUGGGAUGUUUCCUGCUCGCUGGAUGGGUCGGGGCAGCACUCAUCGCUGUCUCUCUCAAGACCAAUUCUACCCUAUUAGAUGCCUAUGCCUGGUCAGACCCUCUCAUUCUAGCUCUCUUUGGCGCCAGCGCAGUUCUGUUCGCUCUGUUCUUGCUGGUCGAGCUCAAGUGGGCUUCGGAACCUGUCAUGCCAUUCGAACUGCUUAAUAGGAGGACCGCGGUCAGCGUUGCCAUCAACAACUUUUCCAUCUCCAUGGCGCAAUUCGCUCUGGUGAGUAAAAGAUCUUCCGAACCUCGCUGA
This is a messenger RNA of Kwoniella mangroviensis CBS 8507, 867 nucleotides long. RefSeq lists its product as uncharacterized. The record is from RefSeq and is a predicted model, not a curated record. Gene Ontology annotation, biological process: transmembrane transport; basic amino acid transport. NCBI's taxonomy places the organism in Eukaryota, Fungi, Basidiomycota, Tremellomycetes, Tremellales, Cryptococcaceae. Gene Ontology annotation, cellular component: plasma membrane; fungal-type vacuole membrane. Bases 1 to 867 code for a protein of 288 amino acids. Gene Ontology annotation, molecular function: basic amino acid transmembrane transporter activity. The transcript is spliced from 9 exons.